AUGCAGACUGCUUCUACAAACAUAUGUGAAAGACUGUGCAAUAAGUCCAUCCGUGAAAUUUCCUUACUACUAAAUAUUCCAUGGUCAACUGUUAGUGGUAUUAUAACAAAAGUGGAAGCAACUGGGAACAACAGCAGCUCAGCCACUAAGUGGUAGGCAACGUAAAAAAACAGAGCAGGAUCAGUGCAUGCUGAAGUGCGCAGAAGUUGCCAACUGUCUGCAGAGUCAAUAGCUUAAGAGCUCCAAACUUCAUGUGGCCUUCAGAUUAGCACAACAGUGAGUAGAGAACUUCAUGGAAUGGUUUCCAUGGCCAAGCAGCUGCAUCCA
This is a messenger RNA of Staurois parvus, 327 nucleotides long. NCBI's taxonomy places the organism in Eukaryota, Metazoa, Chordata, Amphibia, Anura, Ranidae. The record is from the annotation of a GenBank genome assembly.